UUUUGCUGUGCUUGCUUAUCUCUCAUUCCUUGUCUGAUUCCCCUUCUGCUACCACCCAUUGUUCCGUGAUACAUCCCAAUUAUACUCCUAUACUUCUUUAACUCUCCUCUGUGGCAACUGUAUACAAUCAACUUAUCUCUCAUAUCCUUCAAGACAUCCUGAACACAUAUUCUCAACCUACACUAGCCUAAACCCCGAAUACCGAUCCUCUAUCAUGGGUAGCAUCGCCUUGGAGGAAGCCCAAACCUCCUUCAAGACACCAUGGGUGCAAACCCCAUUGGUGGAGUCUGCCUCUCUUUCUCGUGCCGCGGGAUGUAGGAUAUUCCUGAAGCUGGAGAACGUCCAGCCCAGCGGUUCAUUCAAGUCCCGGGCCAUGGGCAAUCAGAUCCUGUCACACCUCAUCAAGCCAGAAAACGCCAACCGACCCGUCCACUUCUACGCCUCAUCAGGCGGAAAUGCCGGCCUUGCUGCCGUCUGCGCAGCCCGCAGCCUGGGAUAUCCCUGCACGGUGGUCGUGCCCCUAUCGACGAAGCCCCUGAUGGUGCAGAAGCUACGGCUGGCCGGCGCCGCGGACGUAAUCCAGCACGGAGACACGUUCCUAGCAGCCGGCGAGUACAUGCGGGAAGUGAUCAUGAAGAACAAGGACGACAACGAGAGCGAAGACGUGGCCAAGAUCGCUCUACACCCGUUCGAUAACGAGCCCAUCUGGGAAGGAAACAGCACUCUCAUUGACGAGCUGGCCACCCAGCUCCCUGCCCCCGCCGGUGAAGACGAGGAAGCCACCCACCGUGGCCGCCCACUCCCCGUGGACGCCAUCAUCUGCAGCGUGGGCGGCGGCGGCCUGCUGAACGGCUUGGUCAUGGGCAUCGAGCGACACCGUCAGCUCCAGAAGAUGAGCCUCAGUUAUGCUUCCAACCCCCUCUCCCACUCCCAGCCCAACCCUAUCAACCUCCUCGCCAUCGAAACCCUCGGCACCGAUUCCCUGGCUGCCGCUGUCGCGAAGAAGUCCCUCGUCUCCCUCCCCAAAAUCACCUCCCAGGCUACUUCUCUGGGCGCUAUCCGUGUCUCCGAACGCACUUUCCAAUAUGCUAUCGCCCCGCCGCAGGGUAUUGCGGUGCAUAGUGCUGUGCUUUCGGACGCGGAUGCAGCACGGGGUGUGCUGCGUCUUGCUGAUGAUCACCGGACGCUUGUUGAGCUUGCAUGCGGCGUCUGUGUUGAGGCUGCCGUCGGUGACGCGGCGAGAGCUCGGUCAUCGGCAUCCUCCGACGCUGCCCUCACAUCUGGAUUGAAGAAGCGGAAGAGGGAGGACGGCGACUACCCUUCCCAUCGGGAUGAAGGCUACGGGGAUGAUAGGUCCUCAGCGACUGAGAACGAGACGGAGUCGGACGCAGGCAGUGAAAUCCAGUCCAAGCUCAAGCAGCUUGUGCCUGGCUUGAACGCCGACAGCCGAGUGGUGAUCAUUGUGUGUGGUGGAAGUAAUAUUACGAUUGAUAUGGCGGCGGAGUAUAAAAAGCUGCUUAAUGAAGGCUGGGGAAACGAGUAAUGGGUUCUUAAUUUUUUUGUGCUUAUUGGCCGGCCAUUGCGUUCUUGUUAUGUUAAUGUUCUCUGUCAUGAUGGUGUUUAGAUUGGCGUUUUUUUAGAUUGACUAUGAUUUAAUGAUUUAGCGUUUCAAAAUCAGAUACACUUCUUCAGCAUGCACAUCAUUCCCAUAGUAGAAGUUGAUGGUAUUUACGCGGCGCCUCAUGCCGAAGUGGGGAUCUCUUGGCUCCAUGUUGC
This is a messenger RNA of Aspergillus pseudonomiae, 1776 nucleotides long. RefSeq names its product putative L-serine dehydratase. The transcript has a single exon. The record is from RefSeq and is a predicted model, not a curated record. Gene Ontology annotation, molecular function: threonine deaminase activity; pyridoxal phosphate binding; L-serine ammonia-lyase activity. Lineage: Eukaryota; Fungi; Ascomycota; Eurotiomycetes; Eurotiales; Aspergillaceae. Bases 215 to 1543 code for a protein of 442 amino acids. Gene Ontology annotation, biological process: L-threonine catabolic process; L-serine catabolic process.